UGAUCUCAAUGGCCAACAAAGCUGCUGGGGGCUGAAUCACCUCCAUUUCCACCUAGCUGACUGGCACCUCCAUUCAUUGACGUUUCCAAACGCAUCCCUCCCGCUUGAUUCACUAUGGCAUAGCGCCGUUGCGCCCUUUUUGGCACGCAUUUGACUAGAAUCCCCGCUCUCAUUCCGGCCUCGACCUUUUUUGCCCGGACAAAGACGACAGCCCUGACAGAAGCAGAAACCCAGAGGCAAUUCGCUUUCCUCUCACAUCCGAGUCAAGUCUCGUUUCCUGGCCACCGCCUCCUCACUCACCACACGCCGUCGACCACUGCGAAUCGCAGGCAGCACAAAGACACCAACCGUCGCAAUCCAGCCCAAGCAAUGGGCGAAGUCGAGCCGCCUCUCCGCGCGGCGACGCCGAAGCGCAAGCGAGAUUAUCCUUCCCUCGACGGGAGCCCGCGCCUAAUCUCGUGCAGGGGGACUCCCACCGCCGCCCCGUCCGCCCAUCCGAUCCUUCCUCCCGCUACUAUAGCCAAUUCACAUACAAGCUUCUCCUUCGAGGUCCCCGCGUACGAGGGCGACGAUGGCAGCAGCAGCCCUCGAACGAGGGUGGCGCGCAAGUUCCAGGGAUUGGCCCUCGACAGCGGGGGUGGCGCACCGGGCGCAAAGGCCCCUUUGUUGGCAGCCACAGCCGGGACGCCAACAGCAGCAGAAACGCAGCCGGCAACAGUACCUAGGACACACUACGCCGGGUCGCCGACCCCGCGUCGGGUCGCUACGGUGGCCAUGAUGCAUGACAGCGGGACGCACGGCGACGACGAGGAUGAUGGCGACGAUGACGACAAUGGUGACGGCUAUUUCUCGGCGCGCAAACGGUUCAAGGCUCCGCAGCAAGCCGAGAGCGACUCUCCUCCCUUGCAUAGCACGAGCGUGUUUGCGCCUGUCAGCAACACUUCAAUGGGCGAGUGGGCCGCCAGGCUCCAGGCUGCUGGGGCACUAGGUGACCCCGCCAAGAGCCACAGCGGCAGCGCCGCGGCGACGACUGCGGUGGGGAGCAGCGGUGGGACUUAUAACAAGACGCACCACCGCAACUACAAGACGGUCGGGUUGUCACCUCGGGCCGCGACACCGCCGCUGGUCGGCGCCAAGACUAUGGCGACGGGCGAGGCGCACGAGGCGGCCGGCGAGGACGACGGCUCGCCGUCCUCGUCCUCGCUGUCACCGUCGCCGUCGCACAAGGAGAUUGUGGAUCCGGUCCGUGCCGCACUGACAUGGCACGAGGACGAGAUCACGGUGUACGACCCGGACGACGAGGACGAUGACGGCACAGGCAUCAACGGUAUCGGCUUCAAGCCCACCCCCGCCAUUGCGUACGCGCGCACCCUUAGGCGCCGCCAGCAGCUGGCCGAGUACAGGAAGCGCGAGGAGCGCGAGGCCCGCGCCAGACGGAGCCUGCGUCGGAGGGCCAGUCCUGCAGUUUCUGGCAGCGGCGCAGGCCCGACGGAAGGGACGGGAGGUGCAGGGGUAGCCGGAGCUGGUGGCAGUGGCGGCGGCAGUGGCGUUGUCAAAUCUGCAGAGCAGCAGCGCCAAGCCGCCAGAAGGCAGCAGCUGGCGGCCAGGAGGGUGCGCUUCCUGGAUGUUGAGCCGGCCGCCGUGAUUACGACGUCAUGACACAGAUACAGAACGGCUGUUUUCUUUGUGGGAUCAUACUCCUGCCUUUCUUUUUUUUCUUUCCGUUUGGGUUUAGGAGGGCACCGGAAGCGUUUGGGCAACAGCACUCCCCCAAGUCUUAGUUGACACUGGCUUGUUUAUGACUGGGAGGCGCAUUUGCGGGAUAUCCAGGGGAGUUGGUACCAGGACUGUCACUCCCGAGUAUGAUUUGAUAUUUUUCUGAACCCAAAUUGCCCGUUCCCCACGCAGUUGGCCGCUUUCAUUAUAAGUGGGUUGAGACUCGAGUUUCUUUGCGGCACGUCGGGGUGCUCGGGCUGACGAUCGAGACGUGCGGUUGCAAAUUAUAUACUGAUGAUGGCAAUCAAUACCCAAAUAACCCUCUCAAUAUACAUGUAAAAGAUCAUGCGCCAAUGUUAAUGCUAGCCUUUUCCGUCUCC
Molecule: messenger RNA, 2096 nt
Organism: Gaeumannomyces tritici R3-111a-1
Lineage: Eukaryota; Fungi; Ascomycota; Sordariomycetes; Magnaporthales; Magnaporthaceae
Exons: 1
Coding region: 370-1659 (429 amino acids)
Source: RefSeq, a predicted model, not a curated record